Acytostelium subglobosum LB1 is the source of this 870-nucleotide messenger RNA. RefSeq lists its product as hypothetical. Gene Ontology annotation, biological process: N-terminal peptidyl-methionine acetylation. NCBI's taxonomy places the organism in Eukaryota, Evosea, Eumycetozoa, Acytosteliales, Acytosteliaceae. Gene Ontology annotation, molecular function: protein binding; protein-N-terminal amino-acid acetyltransferase activity. Gene Ontology annotation, cellular component: cytoplasm. The transcript is spliced from 2 exons. The coding region runs from base 1 to 870 and encodes 289 amino acids. The record is from RefSeq and is a predicted model, not a curated record.
AUGUCACAGCCACAACCAAAGAAAGCAACCAAGCGUUCAUCAACUUCAAUGCCACAUGACUUGCCGGCUGCGACACUGAAACAGCCGCAACAUAAUGCUCGACUUACUUCCAGGCAACAGAGUACAUUGACAAGUGUACAAGAACUAUAUGAUGAACAGAAGUAUACACAGGCAUUGAAGGUGGCAGAUACAUUCCUCUCAUGGUUCCCAGACAAUGUAGAGUGUCUAUCUGUUAAAGCUUUGAUCUUGGCGCAUGUCGGUCAGAAGUCACAGGCAUAUGAGUUGGCACAUCAGCUGAUCGAUCAAUCACGUGACAACGUUGCAUCAUGCUCUGUCGCCUGGCACACACUUGGAAGGCUACGUCAUCAAGACAGACAAUACAAAGAGGCAUUGGAGUGCUAUCACAAGACCAACUACUCCAAGGUCAUUCUCAAGGACAUGCUCAAAUCAUACACGUUGGCCAGGGAUCUCAAUGGUGCCAAGGACACUUAUAUCUCAUUACUAUCACCUAGUCUCGAAGAUGAAUCAACUACAAAGAAGAAGAAAGUGAAGAAUGGGAAGACGCUGAAGACUGAGAAGACAAAGAAUAAUAAGUAUUGGAUUGGACUGAUGAUGUGUUAUCAUUUGAUGGGCAAGAACGAACAGGCGCUACUCAUAUUGGACCUAUUGGAGUCAUCACUACAAGAUGGUGAGGAUGGCAACAACACGACAAGCAAGAAGAUGGAGCAUUCAGAGAUCAAACUCUAUCGAUGCCAACUACUGGAAGACUCUAAACAGUAUGACCAAGUACUUGAUAUCCUCACAAACGAUCAGGAUCGUAUCUUGGAGAAACAACAUGUACGUAUGACUGUCAUUAGUCUCCAUUAUUAG